UUAAAAUGUCAUAUAAUAGAGGCAGAGGAAGAGGAUAUAGAGGCGGCUAUGGAGACUACCAAAAUCAUAGAGGUGGAUAUAACCACAGAGGAGGUAGAGGCCGUGGACACAAUAAUUACUCAAGCUACAAUAGCUACAUGAACCAUGGAGCUAGAGGAGGUCAUGGUAUGCCUAUGCCUCCAGGCCCUCCUGGUACAGGCAUUGUUAUUCCACCAGAAAUGAUGGCUGAAUUACAGAAGAAGAUUCAUGAGAAGUUCCCUGAUGCUAAGAUCCCAUUUGUAACUGAAAACUUUAUGAAUAAGAUGCCUCUAACGAUUCCUGUUUCUAACAUGAGGUUCAAACCUCCUAUGCAUUUAGUCCCCAACUCAUCAGGAUAUUAUGGAGAUUCAAACAAGAAGAACAAAAAGAAAGAGGAGACUAAGAAGCAGCCUGAAGAAAACAAGACUAAGGAAGCACCAGAGAUAUUAUUUGACAACAGCAAUCUUGAUGAGAAAGUCAUUUCUAGACAAGAAAUAGAGCAUUACAAAGAACUUGAGAAGUACGGCAAUAAGGAAUACCUAGAUAUGAAGAUCAAGGAGAAGGCUAAAGUCAUUAUGGAAAAGAUGAAGAAAAGAGCUUCUGAUGCUUCACCAGAGAAUAUCAAGGAAAUUUAUAAGGAAAUCUUCACCAAUAUGAAAGAGACAGUCAAGAAGCUCAAGCAGACUAUGAUGGAGAAUAUCCAAAAGAGAAUUGAAGAGAAUAUCGCUGCUAUAAGAGCUGAGAUCCAUAACACUCAGAGAAUUUGUGAGGAUUUUGAGUAUGUGUUCUGUAAAGGAGAAGACUUGAGCAAAAUUGAACCUUCCAAAAGAAGAGAGAAAAUCGAUAUUCCGAAGGAGUUCAAGAUUGACAAACUUAUUGAGCUACAAGAGAAAGAGAAGAUCCAGAAACACAUUGAGGAGUUGCCUCCGAAUGAGAGGAUCGAGACUCAGAGGAACAUCACUAUAUGUCAUACUUAUUUCACUGACUUGAUAGCCUCGAUAAGACACAAGUUUGGAGAUAUCUCGAAAUUCGAGGAGUUAGACUAUCUCUCAAAGAAGGAUAUUGAUGAAGUUGUUGAAAAGGUCAUGGCUGAUUUUGUUCCAAUUAACCUAUUCUCAGAGACCAGAGACACACUGAAAAAGGGCACCAAUCCAGCUCUUUACUCUUUUGAAUGGAAUUCGAAUCUGGUGAAUAUCUACCAAAUUAAAGAGAGAAAGAGUGAAUGUAGGGUUGUCAAGUUCCCAAAUGGCUUCCCUAUAUUCUCUCGGUUAGCCAUCACUUAUGAAGGAAGGGUAUUCCUCACAGGUGGGUUUUUCAAAGAACUGGAACAAUCUCUCAGGACUGUAUAUGAAUACAUUGAAAAGGAAAAUAAGAUGAAGAGAAGAGCUAAUAUGAUCUACAGGAGAUCUGACCACUCCUUAAUUUACAACAAGGGAUAUAUCUAUGCUGUGGGUGCUUUUGUAGAAGGUAAAAUCUCUAAUUCAGUCGAGCGAUAUGACGUUAAGAAUAAUGUCUGGGAAGAAAGAGACUUUAUGAAUGUUCCCAGAGCAGGAGUUGGUCUAUGUGUCUUCAAUUCCAAUUACCUGUUUGCCUUUGGUGGAAGAAAUGAAUACAACACUCACCUAAAUGUGAUCGAAUCUUACGACAUUGCGAAAGACAUCUGGAGGGAAAUAGACUAUGCUAAGACAGAACUCUGGGAAGAAGGAGCGUAUCUAUCUCAAGCCCAUCAGAUUUCAAAGGAUAAGAUUAUUAUAUUUGGAAAAUCAGGUGGUCAUUCUGAAGGAGAAGUGAAAUCAUGAUAUGAGUUCUCACCAGAGACUGGAGAAUUCACAGAAGCUACUCACCUAUCAAAACACUCUGCUUUCAUUAACUCUGGUAUCUGCUAUGAUGACAACCUUUACUAUGUUGGAAGUGGGUUUAGGAUCCACAGGUAUAACCUUGAUGAGAAGAAAUGGUCUAUUGAAGGGAAGAAAACUAGCGAAGAAUAAUAAUUUUUGAAUACAAAGCUACUACACACCAAAAUAUAU
Molecule: messenger RNA, 2045 nt
Organism: Moneuplotes crassus
Lineage: Eukaryota; Ciliophora; Spirotrichea; Euplotida; Euplotidae
Source: the annotation of a GenBank genome assembly